This is a messenger RNA of Drosophila arizonae, 1018 nucleotides long. RefSeq lists its product as uncharacterized. The record is from RefSeq and is a predicted model, not a curated record. NCBI's taxonomy places the organism in Eukaryota, Metazoa, Arthropoda, Insecta, Diptera, Drosophilidae.
UACCAUUGCGCCAGGGAUCAGUGCUAGGGCUGCGAGUCGAAACGGCAUAUAUUAUCUUGUCAAAAUUCCAAUUCGAUCAGUUGAAAUAGAAAAUGUUCAGCUGGAAUCCGAGACGAUAUUGGGAGCUAUGGCCCUACGAGAUACCGCUUCACCACUUUCCGGGCCAUCCCCAGCUGCCGCAGGAGCCGGCGUUGCAGCGGCCGAUGCGGCAACUGCGUGCCACAUACACGCUGCAUUUCGAUGCAAUGGCUGAGGAGCAGUACGACAGGGCAGAGAAGCUAAACUUUAUGAAACGCUGCUAUCUGCUGGGCGCUCUUUUCACUGCGGUUGGCCUGUUCCAGUGGCUGCUGCUGGCAGGGCUGCUGGAGAAGCAUCGCCUGUUUGGUCUGGCCGGAUUUAUCUGUAUGGUGUUGUCCUUCGUUGCUCUGGUUCUGCUCACUUUCUGUACGCGUUGGCGCUCCCAUUUCUGGUACGUCUGCCUCUUUUCCUCGAUCUUUGUGGAGACCAUUGUGCUGAGCAUAGUGCUGCUGCUGCCCGAACGAACGAUCGUCAAUAUUCUGGCUGCCACUGCCACCUCAUUCGCUGGCCUGAUCCUCUUCUAUCUGCUAGGUGCCCUUCUGCCCAUGAUUGUGCUGCCUGGCAUCAUAGUCUUCUCAGUUAUUCUUAUCGUAUUCACCCUGGCCAGCGCCACGGUCCUCAUCCUGUUUAUAGUGACCGACCAGCAAACAUAUCACUCCAUCUACUUUGGCAUCCUCUUCUUUGCCACGAUGCCCAUGUGUCUGUUCCAUGCUCAAAUCGUACACGGGCGCAGAUAUCAGUUGCCCAGGGAGGAAUACGUGAGCUGUGCCGUUAUCAUCUACAUGCACCACGUCCUAUUCUUCAUGGCUAUUUACUACUAUCUGUGGGUCUUUGACUGGUGACCAUCAUCAAUGCAUCAAUGAAUGAUUGGCAGGACGAAUAUAUAUGUUUAUAUAUUUUUGAAUAGACCGGUAAUUGCCCAAGUUAUAUAUGUAAUCGA